AUGCGUCGCCUCACAUCAACUCCGUCUGUCACAAAGACUUUGAAUGCACAAAGAUCCGUAUUACCUAUCGCUCGCAAAAAUGGGCCAUCCCUCACAAUCGUACGUCAAUUUCAAGGCUCAAUUGUGGCCCAAAAGAAGUUUCAGUAUCGCGGUGCGAAGCCGAUAUUUCCUGAAGAGGAUUAUCACAAAGCUCAACCGCGGAGGGAUCAGGAUGGAAAGAUGAUAUGGCCUGCCCCCAAGAGUCAGAUUGAGAAAGCAAAGGAUUUUAUUCGUGAAUGUGCCGCCGCUAGUAAACGGACUCUUAUCGUCCCUGAUAAAGACGCUGAUGGCCUUGCUGCUGGAGCCAUCAUAAGAAAAACUCUCAUCUUGCUCGGCCUUGACCCCAAGUUGAUAUCGGGCUACACGAUGAACAAAAACAGCUCUCUAAACUAUAGGGAUUCUCGUACAAACAUGGAAGCUUACAAGCCAUCUUACAUCAUUGUCCUCGACCAAGGCUCAUGGAAAUCAGAGCCUGUAAUCGACUCACCCCAUCGCGCGUUAGUCAUUGACCACCAUAUCGCAGAGAAUGACGAUCACCCCGAGGGCGCGAUAUUAGUGACGGCGAACAAAUGUCCACCGAUAGCUACAAGCUCGUUGCUGACUUAUCUCAUCUGCCGCGACUUACAAGAAGGGGUCGAGGAAGCAUGCGGCUGGUUAUGUGUCAUGGGAACACAUGGCGAUCUGGGCAAUGCAAUCAGAUAG
Fusarium odoratissimum NRRL 54006 is the source of this 741-nucleotide messenger RNA. RefSeq lists its product as uncharacterized. Lineage: Eukaryota; Fungi; Ascomycota; Sordariomycetes; Hypocreales; Nectriaceae. The record is from RefSeq and is a predicted model, not a curated record. The coding region runs from base 1 to 741 and encodes 246 amino acids. The transcript has 2 exons.